This is a messenger RNA of Fukomys damarensis (Damara mole-rat), 493 nucleotides long. RefSeq names its product very-long-chain 3-oxoacyl-CoA reductase-B. The transcript is spliced from 6 exons. The coding region runs from base 104 to 478 and encodes 124 amino acids. Gene Ontology annotation, molecular function: oxidoreductase activity. Lineage: Eukaryota; Metazoa; Chordata; Mammalia; Rodentia; Bathyergidae. The record is from RefSeq and is a predicted model, not a curated record. Gene Ontology annotation, cellular component: endoplasmic reticulum.
GCGCGUCAUCCAAGCCGAUUUCACCAAGGGCUUGGAGAUCUACGAUGACAUCGAGGCAGGACUGCAGGGCCUGGAGAUCGGAGUCCUGGUGAACAAUGUGGGCAUGGCAUACGGCGGAGGCGGCGUGAACUUUCAGAAGGUGCUGGACUCGGAGAAUGUGGGCCAGAACAUCUUGGAUAUCAUCAACUGCAACUUGAUGUCGGUGACGCAGAUGACCCGGCUCAUCCUGCCCCAGAUGGUCAACAGGGGCAGAGGUGUCAUCAUCAACAUGUCCUCUGUGGCCGGCUACAGGAGCUUUCCAUUUCAUACCUUAUACUCAGCCACUAAGGCCUUUGUGCAGUGCUUCUCAGAGUCGGUGUCGGCAGAGUACUCCGCUCAAGGUGUCACCAUCCAGGUGCCCGACUGGGGGUGGGGCGGAGGCUCAGGGGGAUGUGGCUGGGGUAGCGGCCCUGGAGGAGAGGGAGGAAGAGGGUACUAGAUGGGUGGCUUAGCG